AUGGCUCGAUCGAAAGUAGCACCGAUAAAACUUCUUUCCAUUCCACGGCUUGAACUGAAAGCAGCAGUCUUGGGAGCGCACCUGAGUCACACCGUUAAGAACAACCAUUCCCUUCCUAUUCAUCAAAUUUUCUACAGGAGUGAUUCUCGAACUGUUCUCUCCUGGAUUCAAAGCGACCAACGUCGUUAUCAGCCGUUCGUCGGCUUCCGUAUCGGAGAAAUUCUGAGUCUCUCCAAGCUGACAGACUGGGGCUACGUUCCAACCAAGCUAAAUGUAGCAGAUUCGCUCACCAAAUGGGGUCGUCUUCCGGAUCUUUCGAGCGAAGGUUCAUGGUUUCGUGGCCCGGAGUUCCUGUACCAGCAGCCGUCGGAAUGGCCUCAACAGAAUCUUCCCGCUGCAAAUACACGAACGGAAAUUAAGGCAAUACACCUUUUUCACGGUGUGGAGCUUCCAAGUUGCUUUAUCGACGUGACUAGAUUUUCGAAGUGGAACGUUGCAGUUCGCACCGUGGCGUGCAUUUUCCGAUUCAUCUCCAACUGCCGGCGCAGAGCAGCUGGCAAAUCCAUCGAAGCAGUCCUUUCGACUCCAAAGCUUAAAAAGCUCAUCAAGGUUGAAAUUCCCUUUGUAGUGGUUCCGUUGCGGCAAGACGAGCAUCGAUGUGCCGAAAAUACUCUCUUCAGGUUGGCUCAGAGCGAGUCGUACAGCGACGAAUUCAAGAUAUUGAAGAAGAAUGCAGAAUUACCUUUUCAAAAUUGGUUUCCACUAGAAAAGUCCAGCCCUCUCUACAAGCUUGUGCCCCUGAUCGACGCCGAUGGUGUGUUGAGGAUGGAAGGUCGUUCUGAAAAGGCAGAGUUCCUCCCUUUCGAUCUUCGCUUUCCGAUAAUUCUACCAAGAUCUCACUACGUUACGGAUCUUUUAAUUCAACAAUACCAUGAAAGGUUUGGGCAUGGAUUUCGAGAGACGGUGAAGAAUGAAAUCAAGCAACGUUUUCUGAUUAGUGGUUAG
Uranotaenia lowii is the source of this 1005-nucleotide messenger RNA. RefSeq lists its product as uncharacterized. Bases 1 to 1005 code for a protein of 334 amino acids. The transcript has a single exon. Lineage: Eukaryota; Metazoa; Arthropoda; Insecta; Diptera; Culicidae. The record is from RefSeq and is a predicted model, not a curated record.